AUGGAAUUCAAGAUGGCAGCGCCCAUGAAACUUUGUCGUGCCUGUUUCUCUCGCUCUCGAAAAUUUCUUUUUGGACCACGUAUCUCAGCAGUUGGCACGCGAAACUUUGCUUCCAAAGAUACAGCCCCACAGAGUGAAGAUGAAACACAUUUUGGAUUCGAGAAUGUGUCUAAAGCAGAGAAAACUGAGAGGGUUCAUCAAGUGUUCUCCAGCGUUGCCGACAGUUAUGACACCAUGAACGAUGCUAUGAGCCUUGGAAUUCAUCGUCUGUGGAAGGACUAUUUCAUGCAGGCCGUGCUCAAACCCACACCUGGGACUCGACUUUUAGAUGUUGCUGGUGGAACAGGUGACAUAGCCUUCCGCUUCUUGGACUACAUCAACCAUCUGAAGCAAGAUCCAGAGUUUACCGAGGAGUGGCCGGAGGAGAUCAGAUGGUCAGGCUUGGAGACGGGAGAGGAUGCGAUCCAGCGAGGAGAUGGAGAGUCAGAGGAGGCGGGGCAGACUAUGCCUCUGGAGCAACAUGUGACUGUGUGUGAUAUCAAUGAGAACAUGCUGAGAGUCGGGAAGAAGAGAGCCAAGCAGAGAGGCAUACAGAGUGGUAUAUCGUGGGUGUGUGGUAAUGCUGAGGAGCUUCCCAUAGCAGAUGACAGCAUGGAUGCAUACACCAUCGCAUUCGGUAUCAGGAAUGUAACAAAUGUAGACCAGGCUCUGGAUGAGGCUUACAGGGUGCUCAAACCAGGAGGUCGAUUCCUCUGCUUAGAGUUCAGUGAGGUUCAGAAUUCAUUGCUGAGGAUGGCCUAUGACAGAUAUUCCUUUGAUGUGAUACCUGUCCUUGGUGAUGUCAUCGCCGGUGACUGGAAAUCAUACAAGUAUCUGGUUGAGAGCAUCAGACAGUUUCCAAACCAGAAGGAGUUUUCUGCCAUGAUAGAGGAUGCAGGUUUUAGCUUAGUGAGACAUGAAAACCUUUCUCUGGGCAUCGCUGCAAUACACUCUGGAUUCAAGUUAUAGGACACUAGUAUCACAUUCCUCCUGUGAGUUGUCAGUUUGUCACGACAACUGUGAUCUUGCGACCUGUGAUGUCACUUCGAGGCAUGUGCAUAUCAAGGAGCUCCGCCUCUAUCUUGCUGCCAACGUCUAUGGAGAGAACCCGACAGUUCAGUCUGUUUGUGUUGAUUUCAUUCAAACUUUCACCAAUCUGCUUCUCUAAUUUCUCAGAGACUCGUUUAGAAAUCGAACAAAGAAAGGAGACUUGCCAACGUCAUAUUGAAAAACAAGUGACACAGCUAACAUAAAGCCCUUUAUCCUGUUUCAUAAAAAAAUGUUUUAAUAAAAAGUUAGAGUAACUGUUAUAAGCUACUAAAAUCAUGGCAUUUGAUUAGCUAAGAGCAAAUUUGUUAAAGAGUUUCAGAAUUUGUUACUGCUAUCAAAUUUUAUAAAACAAGCCUCAGGACCAGUGUUAAACUCAACAAAUAUGACAGAAAUAUGAGUAUUUUACUCAGGUUUCGGCUUAGGUAAAAUACUUGGCCAACUUCAUAGGUAGGUAGUUGAAGCUUCUUUCUUUUGUCUAAGUGUUUUACCUUAAAAAAUGAAAAACAUUGUUUAUAAAGGAUUGUUUUUUUACAGCUAUCUACUACAGAUGUGGACAUACAGUUAACAUUAUAGUAAAUAUGGAUUUAUGUUCGCCUAAACCAUUAAAGAGAAGGUUGAGUUCUGGGAAGAGGUGAACAGUAAUUUGUGAGCAUUAUCAUUGUUAUCAUGCAAGUUUGGAAGAA
This is a messenger RNA of Strongylocentrotus purpuratus (purple sea urchin), 1772 nucleotides long. Its product is annotated as 2-methoxy-6-polyprenyl-1,4-benzoquinol methylase, mitochondrial. Gene Ontology annotation, molecular function: methyltransferase activity. Gene Ontology annotation, biological process: ubiquinone biosynthetic process. The record is from RefSeq and is a predicted model, not a curated record. The transcript has 7 exons. NCBI's taxonomy places the organism in Eukaryota, Metazoa, Echinodermata, Echinoidea, Camarodonta, Strongylocentrotidae. Bases 1 to 1008 code for a protein of 335 amino acids.